AUGCGCGAAUCUCGCCUAUCAGGCAUCGGCCGUCGCCGCUGUCAAUAUGCAGACCAGCAAGCCGGAGAUGUGUCUGGAGCAGCGGAAUUACAGCAUUCGGACAUCAGUAACCAUGGAGCUCCCAUGCCAGAAGCCAACCAGCCGUCUGCCGGCGGUACUGAGCGUCAUGACAUACCUCACAGCAAUGUCUCGUCGCAGUCGGUCGCAAUUCACGAAAGCUCGCUCGAGUCGUCGCAGUCUUCGCAAUCAUCGCUGGCGAACGACUGGUCCUCCGCGCAUCAGUCCGAUCCACCGCGAGAAACUGCAUUGUAUAGAGCAGGUACCUUCGCAAAUCGUUCAGAGGACCCAAUAACCCCGCGAUCCGCGAGCGUAACAAACUUCAGUACCCCAUCUGCUGCGAAUACAGGCAUUACAUCUGAUGGCGGAAUCAACGGCGAGCAGUCACAUCCUGGCGCAUCUGCCGCGUCGAGCAGCAGCGGUGGAGAGAAGAGCCUUGCCGAGGCGGAAGCAUCGGUCGCAGGGACGAGCGAAGCAGCGACGAUUGCGACAGUGCCUGGUGAAGCGGCAGCGGUAGUGAGAGCCGCAAUUGAUAAGGUGGAAGUGGGAGCUGCGGAUGGUGUACCGGGUGGGGAAGGCGUGGGGGUUCAGCUGCAACAGGCGCAGGGGCAGCUGCAGGCGCAGCUUCAGGAGCAGUUGCAGUCGCUGGAGAACCUGCUGUCGCUGCUCGGAUUAGGCGUCGCUUCUGCUGCGAAUUCGCGGGGCUCUGCGGAGCCGGGGGAAGAAUGGGGGGAUGGUGGAAGCGGAACGGCGGAUUGGGGUGGUGGACGAGAGGAGCGCGCGCGUCGGAAAAGAGAGGAGCUGGCCAUGGCGCGUGCAGCGAGCAGGCUAAAGCGGAAAAAUAUUGGAAAGAUGGACUAUGAUGCGCGUAACAAUGGACCUGGCAGUGGCGGCAGCAGUGGCGCCAUGGGUGACAGUGGCUGGAGCGACAGUAGCAGUGACAAAGAUGCGGCAUUAGGGUUCACUGGCACAGGGAGUCAGCCGUUAUCGAGUCGUCCCUUAGAGAAUCGAAGUAAGCAGUACCAAGACGAUCCUGCUAGUCAUCAAUCUUCCCCCCUCGCGUCUCCCACCUCUAGCGUUUCUUCGUCCGCCUCUUCCUCGUUCGCGUCCCCCACGGGCGCGGAAGCAGGGGGCGCGGAGCGGAAGGUUCUAGAGCGCGCGGUGGUGGAGAUGGCGCUGCUGCAGGAGGUAUCGCGCGGGGGAAUCGAGGGCUCGACUCUGGAGGAAGAGUGGGGGGAGCUGCGCCAGGCCGUCAGCCAGGACCCGCAGCUCUCGCGACUCUAUAACGAGUACGCGCGCGACGCGCUUCUGGCGCGGGAGGAGCGGCGGCGGCUGGAAGCGGGCGGGGGGAGGUGGAAGGUGGACGCGCGGGGGAGGAGGAUCAGGAAGCGGAGACGGGGACGGAAGGCGGAGGCGGAAGGGGAGGAGGGGAUGAGCAGCAAGGCGCGGACGGAGGAGAGGCUGCGGCGGUGGAGGGCGGGGGUGGUGGCGGCGGCGACGCAGAGCACAGUGGUGGAGGUGGCGACGAUGGUGGUGCUCACUGUGCUGCCCAUUGCGGCGGGCGCGUAUGUGUAUGUGAACGUGCAGGAGUGGCUCAAGGCCGUGGCACCUCAACCUGCUGUCGUGGAGAAGGAACCCUGGUGGAUGCUGUUCGGCCCAGCGGCCAGUGCAGCGGGCACGGUGUUUGGCAUGGCAGGGCUGGGCUUCGCAGCCAAGACAGCAGCAGCGGCGCCAGUGGCCGUGGCAGUGGUGCCGCAGAUGGACGCCCUCUGGCGCUCCUUUGGAGGCGCUAGCCUGGUGGCGCUGUACUGGCGCACGCUGGUGUUUGGCAAGACCUUCCGCAGCAUAGAGUGGGACCUGGAGGCAUACGAUGCGCCCAACGGCAACAUGAAGUCCAUCACCAUCCGCGUGCCCUCCCUCGUCAGUCUCACACCUCCACUUCUCACCACUCCACUACCGGAACAAUGCCUUGAUAUCCAAUGCUUCCUGGUUCUUCCACCACUUUCCCUGUGCCUCACCCGUCUCCACCCUCCCUGCGACUCUUCCCCUCUGGUCUGGCAGAACGCAGUGCGCACCAAGAUAGCGUUGGCGAACGGGCUUGCGGGCGCCAGUGAGGUGCAGCAGCUGGCGCUCUGGAUCCCCAACUCGGGGGACUUUGUGGUCAGUGCCUCUCUGCACCACCUCCCACCCAGCUCCACACAUUGUGUUGCAUCAGCCCCUUUGCUUGUCUCCUUCACUGUAUGUAUGUUCCUACCACUCUGUCUCCAGCUUGCCUAG
Closterium sp. Yama58-4 is the source of this 2334-nucleotide messenger RNA. NCBI's taxonomy places the organism in Eukaryota, Viridiplantae, Streptophyta, Zygnematophyceae, Desmidiales, Closteriaceae. The record is from the annotation of a GenBank genome assembly.